GUGUGGAGGCAUCCGGGAUUUACCGCCCCGACCACCCAGACCGGCUCCGACACCGGACACACAGGCAGGAAGGCAGGAGGACACAGGUGAAGGUGAAGAAGAAGAAGAAGAAGAGGAAGAAGAUGAUGAUGAUGCAAUCAGGCGUGGAUGACAUCACCAAGCAGAGGAUGCUGCAGGCGAGGGCUCUGUCCCAGGAGGCCAGGGGAAAGGGCCUGAACCUGGGGAAGAAGAUCAGCGUUCCAAAGGACGUGAUGAUGGAGGAGCUGAAUCUUCCGUCUAACCGAGGCUCCCGCAUGUUUCAGGAGCGACAGAGGAGGGUGGAGAGGUACACGCUGGAGAACAGUGCCGACGGCGCUCACAACGUCCAUCCAGAGGCCGUUCCUCCCCCGCAGAUUAUCCCAGAGCCACAGGGUGGAAAAGAGAACCAGGCUUUCUCCAUCCCUGGUAAGCAUAGCCUGGUCAUGAACCUUCAGAAGACUGUAGCAAAGAAGGGCAGACCUGAGGUCCUCGCUCCAGGAUACUCCCGCCCUCUGAAGGACAUUCCUCGCGAGAAGUUCAACGCAACAGUCAUCCCCAAGUCCUACUGCUCCCCGUGGAGGGAAGCUUUGGGGGGCACAGAGGAGCUCCUGAGCACCCUCGACGCUCAACUGCCCCCGAUGCCUCAAAGAACUUCCAACUACAGGUGCUUCAACAGAUCCGCCAUGCCAUUCGGAGGGCCUAUGGCCAGCAAGAGGGUGAUCCCAGUGAUUAGCUUUGAGGCGGUGGAGUCCCAGAAGCUGCCCGACAUUGCUCUGAACCGCUGGGUGCAGCGGCCCAACUUCAACAGGGCACCCAAGGGAUGGGGAAUGGAUUACAGCCCUGAAUCUAAUGAACUAUAAAAAAAAGAGCUGAUCAGCGAAAGACUGAAGCACUGACCUAUGCAUGCUUCUCUUCUGCUACAAAGAUGAUACCUCUGUUGAUCACUGGGCACUGCAGGGGAGAAAAAAACUCCCACAUGAUAUAAAGCGGUUUGCUGCUGCUGAGUGGUUUGAUCAGCAACUCAGAGUGCUGGAAUCAGUUCAAUACUAUAGUGGAGGCCAGUACAAUGGCACUACAGGCUGAACAAUUCUACCCAUUUUUCCUUUUUGUUACGUUAAAGGAAACCUACUAUGCUUUCUCCUUUCAUUCAGUGCAUUAUAAAGGUUCUUGUGCAAGUAAAAGGUCUUGAAAGCUAAAAAGCCUGAAGUCCAAAAUUACACGAGAACACGGUCCCUGAAGUGCCUCUUCAGUAGUCCAGCCUUUAAUUCCAUGAAUUCUUGACAUCACUACAUCACCAUGUGACACAUUUUCUAUAAUCACAGUGGAAGUGAAGCUAGCCGGCAGCUGAAAAAACAACAGUGCUGACCUGAGACAUUCGGAGUGGUGUUGGCUCAGGUGUGUGUGAGCUGGCCACUCACAGCGGACUGGGUAUCGGGAGGGGGGCCUUACAGAGACAGGAGCCAAAAGAGGGCAUCUCGGACAGAGGGGGGAUACAGAGCUGCUGCACUGGACAGUCCAAAAAAACUGAUUCAAGUAGUAACCCAAAAUAAAAUGGUGACAAUAUGUCUCCUUUAGGUAGUAUCUAAACAUUAAUGUUUCAAGACUCAUCUACUUUUCUCCCCCACUUCUACUCUCAAUCCGAUAUGUACAUAUUUAUUCAACCACUGUAUCCUAACAUUGGUACGACCAUAAGGACAAACGCAGGAGACAACUCUGCUCUGCUAAAGCGGCACAAGUAUUAAUGAAUAAUAUGCACUCUGAAAUAAUUAAUGACAAAAGUGUCAUUUUAAUGACAAGUGAAAACAUUUAAAGAAAGCCUUACAACAAACAAAGUCAUUAUGCUGUGAAAUAUUAAAGUUUGUGUCAAAUAAAAAAAGACAAAAAAAAUGAAAAUGAACAGGUUUAAAAAUGCUCCUCACACUUUUUCUCCAUGUGAUAGUGUGCACAAGUUGACAAAUACAAGCUGAACCUAUAGUAUACAUUUUUUAUGUACAAUGGCUCCAACCAAAGGAGCCUGUUAAAACCUUAUGGCCCCUGACCACACUAGCAAGUAAGAGUCUUUUACCAUGUUAACCUCCACUGUUCAGAUGCUGUUAAACUGCGAGUCGUGACAAAUUAAUCUUGUAACAUCCUGCUUGUCAUCUAUCCAGACACAGAUGGUCCUCAUUCAGUUCAUUCACUGCACUGCUGGUGGCAUAAUCAGUCAGAUGUUAUCCUGUAAGAAAUUACUUUUCUACGCAGUGCAUUUCUCCCACAAGUAUUCUGCUGGCUGCUUCAGGCCCAUUGACGAAAUCUGAAGUGAAAGGACCUGACCAGGUUUGACGACAGGGGAAAAAAAAAA
Messenger RNA from Acanthopagrus latus (yellowfin seabream), 2359 nucleotides. Its product is annotated as myozenin-2-like. Bases 123 to 878 code for a protein of 251 amino acids. The record is from RefSeq and is a predicted model, not a curated record. The transcript has 6 exons. Gene Ontology annotation, molecular function: FATZ binding; telethonin binding; actin binding. NCBI's taxonomy places the organism in Eukaryota, Metazoa, Chordata, Actinopteri, Spariformes, Sparidae. Gene Ontology annotation, cellular component: actin cytoskeleton; Z disc.